AUGGCGGCGGCAGCGGCGACGGCCGCGGCCGGGGCCCCUGGGCCUGUGGUUCCUGCUGCAGCGGCUGGGGUUCCGGGCGCGGGAAGCGCAGCUCCUGGGUCUCAGGGCGUGCUGAUCGGGGAUAGGUUGUACUCCGGGGUGCUUAUCACCUUGGAGAACUGCCUGCUGCCCGACGACAAGCUUCGCUUCACGCCGUCCAUGUCGAGCGGCCUCGACACCGACACGGAGACCGACCUUCGCGUGGUGGGCUGCGAGCUCAUCCAGGCGGCCGGCAUCCUGCUCCGUCUGCCGCAGGUGGCCAUGGCUACCGGGCAGGUGUUAUUCCAGCGGUUCUUUUAUACCAAGUCGUUUGUGAAGUAUUCCAUGGAGCACGUGUCGAUGGCCUGCGUACACCUGGCCUCCAAAAUCGAAGAGGCUCCACGACGUAUCCGGGACGUCAUCAAUGUGUUUCAUCGCCUCCGACACCUGCGAGAGAAAAAGAAACCUGUGCCUCUACUGUUAGAUCAAGAUUAUGUUAACUUAAAAAACCAAAUUAUAAAGGCGGAAAGACGAGUUCUCAAAGAGCUGGGCUUCUGUGUGCACGUGAAGCACCCUCACAAGAUAAUCGUUAUGUACCUUCAGGUGUUAGAGUGUGAGCGUAACCAACACCUGGUCCAGACGUCAUGGAACUACAUGAACGACAGUCUUCGCACAGACGUGUUUGUGAGGUUCCAACCUGAGAGCAUCGCCUGUGCCUGCAUUUACCUUGCUGCCCGUACGCUUGAGAUUCCUCUGCCUAAUCGCCCCCACUGGUUUCUUUUGUUUGGAGCAACUGAAGAAGAAAUCCAGGAGAUCUGCUUAAAAAUUCUGCAGCUGUAUACGCGGAAAAAGGUGGACUUAACACAUCUGGAAAGUGAAGUGGAAAAGAGAAAGCAUGCUAUUGAGGAGGCAAAGGCACAGGCGAAGGGCUUGCUGGCUGGCAGCACGCAGGUUCUGGACAGCACAUCUGGGUUCUCACCCGCCCCUAAGCUUGAAUCCCCCAAAGAAGGCAAGGGGAGUAAGCCCUCUCCGCUUUCUGUGAAGAAUACCAAGAGGAAAGCAGAGGCUUCUAAGAAAGCCAAGGCCGACAGCCCAGUGAAUGGCUUGCCGAAGGGGAGAGAGAGUCGGAGCCGAAGCCGUGAGCAGAGCCCCUCAAGGUCCCAAUCAGGGUCCGCCUCCCCGAAGAGGAGGAAAAGCGACAGUGGGUCGACAUCCAGUGGGUCCAAGUCCCAGAGCCGCUCACGGAGCCGCAGUGACUCACCCCCGAGACAGGUGCGUCCUGGUGUCCCAUACAAGGGCUCCAAGGUGAGGAGCUACACCAAGUCCAGGGACUGCAAAUACCCUGCCCAGAAGCCUCCAAAGUCUCGAAGCCGGAGCUCAUCCCGUUCUCGAAGCCGCUCGCGGGAGCGGGCAGAGAAUCCUGGGAAGUACAAGAAGAAAAGUCAUUACUACCGAGAAGAAAGGCGGGAGCGUUCUCGGUCAUAUGAGCGAACUGGCCGCCGCUAUGAGCGGGACCACCCCGGGCACAGCAGGCACCGCAGGUGA
This is a messenger RNA of Chrysochloris asiatica (Cape golden mole), 1563 nucleotides long. It is a transcript of the gene CCNL2, whose product is annotated as cyclin L2. Gene Ontology annotation, molecular function: cyclin-dependent protein serine/threonine kinase regulator activity. The record is from RefSeq and is a predicted model, not a curated record. Gene Ontology annotation, cellular component: nucleus. Gene Ontology annotation, biological process: regulation of transcription by RNA polymerase II. The transcript has 11 exons. Lineage: Eukaryota; Metazoa; Chordata; Mammalia; Afrosoricida; Chrysochloridae. Bases 1 to 1563 code for a protein of 520 amino acids.